Melitaea cinxia (Glanville fritillary) is the source of this 1467-nucleotide messenger RNA. RefSeq names its product ras-related GTP-binding protein A (gene RagA-B). Gene Ontology annotation, cellular component: lysosome; Gtr1-Gtr2 GTPase complex; nucleus. Gene Ontology annotation, molecular function: GTP binding; GTPase activity. Lineage: Eukaryota; Metazoa; Arthropoda; Insecta; Lepidoptera; Nymphalidae. The record is from RefSeq and is a predicted model, not a curated record. Gene Ontology annotation, biological process: cellular response to starvation; regulation of autophagy; cellular response to amino acid stimulus. The transcript is spliced from 7 exons. The coding region runs from base 221 to 1144 and encodes 307 amino acids.
UAGAUAGUAAAGUCGCAAUCAUACUAUAGAAAAUAAUUAAAACGUUACGCCUACUUUUCCUGAUUGUUUUUAGUCACACAUAGUAAAGUCGUUACCAACACCAUACCCUAGAACUGUGUUAAAAGUUGUUUGUAAUAAUCAAAGGUAUUUACUAAGUAGAAGAAAUUUCUAGUAAUAAAAGUUGUUGUGAUCUUGGACCCUGACUCAAUAGACUUCCAACAUGAAGAAAAAGGUACUCUUAAUGGGGAAGAGUGGCUCAGGGAAGACAAGUAUGAGGUCCAUUAUAUUUGCCAACUAUAUUGCGAGGGAUACAAGACGACUAGGAGCCACAAUUGACGUUGAACACUCACACGUCCGAUUCCUUGGGAACCUUGUUCUUAAUUUAUGGGACUGCGGUGGACAGGAAGCAUUUAUGGAAAACUAUUUUGCAUCACAGAGGGACAAUAUCUUCAGGAAUGUGGAAGUCUUAAUAUAUGUUUUUGAUGUAGAGAGCAGGGAAAUGGAAAAAGAUAUGCAUUACUAUCAGUCGUGCUUGGAAGCUAUCUUACAGAACUCCCCAGAAGCCAGAAUAUUCUGUCUUGUACAUAAAAUGGACCUUGUGGCUGAGGAAAGGCGAGAAGAAAUUUUCAAAACACGGGAAGAGGAUUUAAUAAGGCUCUCUAAACCACUCGAAUGUACGUGCUUUAGAACUAGUAUAUGGGAUGAAACACUAUACAAGGCGUGGUCAAGCAUAGUAUACAAAUUAAUACCUAAUGUUAAGGCAUUGGAAUCAUCACUCAAACAGUUUGCAGCUAUAGUGGAUGCGGAUGAGGUACUUUUAUUUGAACGGGCAACAUUUUUAGUAGUAUCACACUGUCAGCGGCGGCCGCACCGGGACGCUCACCGUUUCGAAAAAGUGUCUAACAUAGUGAAACAAUUUAAAUUAUCGUGUUCUAAACUGGCAGCACAGUUUCAAAGUAUGGAAGUACGGAACAGUGUGUUCGCGGCGUUCAUCGACGGUUUUACGAGCAACACAUACGUCAUGGUGGAGAUGUCAGACCCGAAGAUCCCGUCGGAAGCAACUCUCAUCAACAUUCGCAACGCUAGAAAGCAUUUUGAGAAACUCGAAAAAGUUUCAUCAAGCGCAUCCAACCAGUAUCAAUGAGAUAAAAAAAAGAAUUCCCUAAACAGUCAUUAAAGCCCGGUUUCUAUAUUUAAAAAACGAUGCGUCUUGCUCAUUAACUGUUAAAUUUCGAACAUGUGUUAGUUGGUACUUCGAAAUUAAGAUUAGUUUUAUUUGUUUGUGAUCAAAACAAAUCAUUUUUUUGAAUAUAGGAACUGGGCUGCAAUCGCCUUGCCAUAACGAUGCAUGAUACUUUGCACAGAUUAAAUAAUUGAGUAUACAUGUUUCAGUGUUGGAUUUUUUUUUUUUUUUCUUUAUUCUGGUAUGUUUUUAUAAGACAAUAAUAAGCCUAAAAGAAACAGAUA